Messenger RNA from Panicum virgatum (switchgrass), 1511 nucleotides. RefSeq lists its product as uncharacterized. Bases 393 to 1115 code for a protein of 240 amino acids. The record is from RefSeq and is a predicted model, not a curated record. Lineage: Eukaryota; Viridiplantae; Streptophyta; Magnoliopsida; Poales; Poaceae. The transcript is spliced from 2 exons.
CGAACCCUAGGUGCGAAAGAGAGAAGAGGCGGGGAGCUGAGCACAGGGAGAUCAAUCGAUCCGGCCGCCCCUCCUCCGCCGAGAAGCUCGGAUCCGGCGGUUUCGUGUCCCGCCGAUCGGGUCAGCCAACCCGACAGAUCGAUCCACAAGCAAGUUUGAGGGGAGGCACCCACCAGCCGUGGCAAUUGCAGAUCAUCAGUAGGUGCUCCGGCCAGCAACAAAGCAGGGUCUUUUAGAUCCACAUCCGCCUCAGUGAUUCGACUCAUUAUAGAAAGGAAGAAAUAUGCCUAAGCGGCAGGGGCAGGAGUCCCAAGACCAGCGCCGCGGUGGCGAUUUGGACGGCAAAAGGUCACGGCCAGCCCGGCGGCGGAAGCACCUCUAUCUGAUCUUGGAUGACUGGGAGAAGGGGUUCAGCGUCCACAAGAUCGACACCGACGGUUUCGACUCGGACUCCGACGACGACCCGGACGCCGGCGCUGCCGUUGCAGGGCACCUCCCGGACCCUCCGGCCGCUGCGGCUGGCGUCACCAGGGGACUCUGACAUGCUCUUCGCCGCCACUGGCAGCAAGAUCUUCAUCGUUACUGAUGCACGCUAUGGACAGACCCCUGCCCUCGUCUACGACGCCGAGACAGCAGGACUGGCUAUCGGCCCUGCCGUUCCUGCGCAGCUGCAAUGUGGCUUGGACAUCAUCGUUUCUGUCCGUGAAAUGAUCUAUGCAUUUUCACCUCCGGCCUGCAGCAAACAGCACUCCUUUGAUGCGAUGUCAUGCGCACCCACCGGCUGGCAUGAUCCAGGCGAGCAGGGCUGGUCCUGGAGGAGCCUGCCGGCACCGCCGCCGCCGUUCGACGCCUAUGAGAUCAUUACCUCCUAUGCCGUGCACUCGGACGGCCUCACCGUCUUCAUGGCCACAUCCUACAGCGAUCGCCCGGGCCUCCAGAAGAGGACCUACUCCUUCAACACUAAGUACCGUGUGUGGAGGUGGCACCCCUGGGUUCUGCCUUUCACAGACCAAGGUUACUUUGACAGGGAGCUAGAUGCGUGGGUUGGGCUUCACAAGGAUGGGUGCAUUUGUUCCUGGAGCUUCCCUCUGAUAUUGGCAGCGAAACUCCAAUAGAGCUUGGAACAAUGGAAUUGGAUUGGCAGAUGACGGAUGAGAAAUUGUUUCGCAAGGAAUCUGAGAGGGACUCGAGGGCUUCUCUCACCUACUUGGGCAGAAGCAAGUUUUGCCUUCUCGAGAGUGUGAUGUGCAAGAGAGGCAAGGCAAAGUACAUCUUAGGUGACGAUGAAGACGGCUGUGUGCUCCGUCUCACUAUGUUUGGCCUAAAGUACAGUAAUAAGGGAGAGCUGAGAGUCACGAAUCACAGGUCCUCGCGCUCCUACCGGAUAACUAGGCAUACAGAUUUCUUUUCUCCCGUAGCUUUUUGGUUGUAGAAGCUUUUUGAUUGUAGAAGUUGUUUGGUUCGUUGCAACAUACUGAACCUCUUAGAAUCCACAAUUUAGUUAUCACUCA